CGUAGAAGGCUCGAUCAUGAUGCGAAGAUGACAGGCGAUAAAGGAACGUAUUUUCUAAUUAUUCUGACGAUCCUGAGCAUAACUUGCGAUGUGGUUACAACAUAUCGAGCCGUGGUUGUUAUCCAUGGAAUUCUCACCGGGGGUUCCAGCAUGGAAUUAAUCAGUGAUCGUAUACAAAAGAUGCAUCCGGACACUCCAUUGUAUAACACAGUGAGGUAUGCAGGAUGGAGCAGUCUGGAUCCGAUGUGGAGACAAGUGGAAGAAAUUGGGCAGGAUGUCUUGGCAAUCAGUGCUGCCUUUCCAGAGGGAAUCCAUCUGAUAGGGUACAGUCAAGGCGGUCUGAUAGCCCGAGCCAUUCUGCAAAGAUUCCCCCAGCAUAACGUGCGGAACUUCAUUUCUUUGAGUGCACCGCAAGCUGGGCAGUAUGGAACGCAUUUCUUGCACCUAUUUUUCCCGGAUUUGUUUUGUGAAACUGCCUAUGAAUUGUUUUACUCGAAGGUGGGCCAAUUAACCAGUGUCGGGAAUUACUGGAACGAUCCUCAUCAUCAGGAUCUCUACUAUACGUAUAGUAGAUUUCUUCCAUUUGUUAACAAUGACGAGCAUUGCCAAAAUGGCACCACCUUCAAAGAUGGUCUUACAAAGUUAAAAAAAAUGGUGCUUAUCGGGGGUCCUGAUGACGGAGUGAUCAGUCCUUGGCAGAGCAGUCAAUUUGGAUAUUACGAUGGAAAUGAGACAGUUAUCGAAAUGUACAAUAGACCGAUUUAUCUGAAGGACUCUAUAGGAUUGAAAACCUUAGAUAAGGCAGGGAAACUCAAACUGCAUACAGUGCCUGGAAUACCUCACUUUGAAUGGCACAAGAACGUGUCCAUUGUCGACCAGUUUUUACUACCAUACUUAGACUAAUAGGUUACAUAUAAUUAAUAAUCCCUAAUUGGAUUUUUAGCCAAGCUAUUAGUAAUUUAUGUAAGGCUGUGCUAACGUAUUAUGAUCCCUGCUAUAUUAAUACAAUGAAUUAUUGUGUCGAAACGGGAAAGUCAAUCAUUUGGUAUCAAGCUUCGUUAUCAUUGUACAAAAAGAAUAAAUUUAUUGAUUGUA
This is a messenger RNA of Orussus abietinus, 1095 nucleotides long. It is a transcript of the gene Ppt2, whose product is annotated as lysosomal thioesterase PPT2 homolog. The transcript has 4 exons. Gene Ontology annotation, molecular function: palmitoyl hydrolase activity; thiolester hydrolase activity. The record is from RefSeq and is a predicted model, not a curated record. Lineage: Eukaryota; Metazoa; Arthropoda; Insecta; Hymenoptera; Orussidae. Gene Ontology annotation, cellular component: lysosome. Bases 28 to 903 code for a protein of 291 amino acids.